ACUUUGUAUCAUCCAUUUUCGAAUGCUUUUGUCAAAAGUUUUUGGACGCUCUUUGACAGGCGUCAAAGACAACUGUUUUGACAAUCUCACUUCCUGUGAAAGCAGUUCUUGUUAAUAUCCGUAAGACGACGAGCAAGUUCGUAAAUUUCUUUGAAAGGGGGAAGAAGUGUUGAAAAAAAUCGUGAAAAAUCUUAAAAUUGUGCAUAUAAUUUAAUUCAAUAAUUAAACAAUUCUUAAUUAGAGUAUUCGUCCUUUGCGAAGGUUAAAAUUGUUUUUUUGGAAAUUGUCUACAUUUCGGAAUAUUUCACAUCACGCUUUAUUAGCAAAUUUUGGUCGUAUCGGAAUACGAAUAGGUUUAAAAUUUGCGACUGUAGCCAUCAUAAAAAUUAAUAAGAAAAUUUUGAAAUUCACAUUAUUUCCAUCAGGUUUAAAAAAAUACACUUUGAAAUGAAUCCAUCACGUCAACAACAUGAAGAUGAAGACCUUGCCGGCGACACUAACCAACCUCUAGAAGGUUCGGUAAAACCCGUGCCUAACCUAUUAGAUUACACUGAUUAUCCAACAUUGUCAGCUUCCCUAACACGUUCAAAUCGUAAACAAAAGGAGUCAGAAAAUAUCGCUGACACCUCCAAAGCUAAAAUUUCGGAACCAGUAACAUCAGAUGUAGAUUUUGAUUUGUGUCAACUUUUGGCAAAUAUUUCAUUAUCUUCCAAUCAACAGUCAAACGGUGUAGAUGAAAAAGUUGCUGAAGAAAUUCGUCCAUUCUCACCAUAUCUGAAACAAUUUAUGUAUGUUCCUGAUGAUGAAAAAACGUAUAAAAGAAAAAUAGACAAAAAAACUGCCUCUCCAAAUCUAUCAAAUGAGACUCAAACUAAUGCAAGUCCACCUACAGCAGUAGACAUAGAAGGUAAUAUAUAUAAUAUGCCAAGUAGUGUUUUAAAUGACGGAUACGGCCUAAUGGGCCUGCAAUCAAUAUUUGAACGCGGUAAACGUAAUCUUUUAUCCAUACAUAUUACCGGUAUGAAUCUCUACGAGCUUGGUAUAGAUGUAUGUUCUGCAGAUCCAGUGUUACCAUAUUUUGGUGGUGCUUUGGAUUUUAAUUUUGAUGGUAAUACAAAAACAUCAUAUGAUCGAUUGGUUUACAAAUUACCAAACUUUGUAAACAAAAAGUUGCCAAAAUUUAAUGUUAGAAAUAUGUCUCAAGAUUUAUUGUUUUAUAUAUUCUUUACUAACACUAACGAAGUUAUGCAAAUAAAAGCUGCUAUGGAAUUGUUCGAUAGAGGUUGGAGAUAUCAUCGUUACAUGAAAAAGUGGUUACAACUGUUACCAAAUGGAAAUUAUGAUUAUUACGGAUCGAGAAUAAUCGGCCGGUUUCAAAUAUUUGAAAACAAGGAUUGGAAAAUUCUGGUACAAUAUAAAGUAUUAAAUUUCAACGAUCUUUUGGAGCGAGACACUGCAAGUGAUAACGAAAUUUAAUCAGAAAAUUAUGAAUUUGCAAAAAAAAAAGUAACAUUUCGUAUAUUUAAUAAUAAUUAAUAUAUUUUUUAUAGUCAUUUGUGUAAUCGAAAUACUUUUGAUAUUGCCCGUUUAAAAAUGUUAAAUUUAUAUAACUUUUAUUUUAAUAUAAUAUUUUUUGCAUCUCUAAUAGACGAUUUCAUAGUUAUAAUUUAAGUUUUAAAACUGAGUUAAGCAUGGAUUAAGUCAGCCAAGUUAAUGACUUAAGCAUUACUUAAGUCAAUUUUAAGACUUAAGUUACGAAUGUGAAAUAUGCCAUUAAUAGAAAAGAAAUGAUGGAUUUAUUGUAAAAGUAUUGCAUAUAUGUAUUAAGGAAAUACCUAAUACAUACUAGUAGUUAUACAAGACUGACUAAAUUUAGUUUCAAGUAAUAUCAAAUAGUCCCUUCAUUUAAUUAAAUUUAAAUUAAAAACACUUUUACUAUAUAUAACAUCGGCUCAAGCAUCUAAAGUAUUUCGCAAUAAUCAAAAAAAAA
Teleopsis dalmanni is the source of this 1990-nucleotide messenger RNA. RefSeq names its product regulator of gene activity-like. Bases 448 to 1476 code for a protein of 342 amino acids. Gene Ontology annotation, biological process: nuclear-transcribed mRNA poly(A) tail shortening; regulation of DNA-templated transcription. Gene Ontology annotation, cellular component: CCR4-NOT core complex; P-body. The record is from RefSeq and is a predicted model, not a curated record. The transcript has 2 exons. Lineage: Eukaryota; Metazoa; Arthropoda; Insecta; Diptera; Diopsidae.